This is a messenger RNA of Tetrapisispora phaffii CBS 4417, 1698 nucleotides long. RefSeq names its product DNA-directed DNA polymerase IV (gene POL4). NCBI's taxonomy places the organism in Eukaryota, Fungi, Ascomycota, Saccharomycetes, Saccharomycetales, Saccharomycetaceae. Gene Ontology annotation, biological process: double-strand break repair via nonhomologous end joining. The coding region runs from base 1 to 1698 and encodes 565 amino acids. Gene Ontology annotation, molecular function: DNA-directed DNA polymerase activity; DNA binding. Gene Ontology annotation, cellular component: nucleus. The transcript has a single exon. The record is from RefSeq and is a predicted model, not a curated record.
AUGCUGUUUUACAAUAAAAAAUUUCUAAUAUUACCCAAUGCUGAGUCAUCUCAUAUGCAGUUUAUUAUUAAACUGAUAAAGAAAAAUGGAGGUGCUAUUGUCAAGUGGGCCCCUGAUGUAAUGAAAGUAAUUGAUCGGAGUUCAAUUGUUUUGAUUAAUGAUUCGUACGUAGACUCUAAUAAUAAAUUGAAACAGUAUGACAUUUUUAAGAGAGAGUUAAGACCUUGGCUAGUUACAGAUUGGGAAAAGGUAGUAGAUUACAGGCUAAACUGUGUUAAUAUUAAAAAGAUACAUACUUGGUUGGAUAAUGGAAACUUUAAAAUAACGUCUAACGAUUUAAUUGAAACUAUUUCAGUAGAAAAUUCAGGCAAAAGAGUUUUGGACUCUCAAAACGAAUUAGAGUUAAGUUCAAAUAAGAGGUUAAAGCAAAAUGAGAUGAUAAUUGAUAACAAUGAUAACCCAAUUGAAAACAAGAGUAAUUCAGGAGAAUCUACAAAUCCGAAAAGAACUGAAAUUAAAUCAGUGACGUCUGAUACUAAUGAUAUUAGAGAUAACAAAUUUUUAGCUGAUGCACUCCAAAUACUAUCGAAGAGAUGUGGUUUAAAAGGAGAAAAAUUUCGUGCAAGGAGUUAUCAACUGGCAGCUGACUCGAUUUUAAAAGCACAGUUCGCUAUUAAAUCAGGACACCAAGCUCAAAAAAACAUGAUGCAUAUAGGUCCUUCAAUUUCUCGAAAAAUUGAUAUUCUUUUAAAGGAAGGUACCUUACCAGGGUUAUCAGUAAAAUCAGAAAAAGACGACAAUAUCGCCUAUUUCAUGGGAUGCCAUAACAUUGGAAUAGGGCUUGCUAAAAAAUGGGAACUGCUCAAAAUUAAAACAUUCAAAGAAGCAUUAGAAAAGCAACCUACUGAUUUUCAAACUACAUGGCCAACUCUAUUCGGGAUAAGUUACUAUGAGGAUUGGUCAAGACCCAUAAUGAGAGAAGAAUGUGAAGAACAUUUAAAGACUGUUCAAGAUGAGUUAAGAUUGAUAGACAAGGAUUGCAAGGUUGAACUUCAAGGUAGUUAUAGAAGAGGAGCUAAAACCUGCGGCGACAUAGAUUUAUUAUUUUACAAAGAAGGUUGUGAUGACAUUGCUCAAUUAGGAAAAGUUAUUGAGGAUUUGGCAAUAUCUCUAUAUGAAAGGAACUACGUCCAAUGUUUCCUACUGUCUUCCUCAAAAAUUGCUAAUAUUUUUGAUGACAAGAUUAAUGAAAGGUAUAAAGUGGCAGGCAUCGAAAGAAAGUACCGUAAAUCCAAUGAAACCAUUAAAAAGUUAUUUCUUGGCGUUAAGCUUCCAAACAGAAACACUGACUCAUUAAAAUUAGAUCCGAAAAUGAAACUUAAAGAUGAUGAUUUAUUUUUGUCAUUGAAUAGCAAAGCUGGUGAAUCGGUGUGUCGAAGAAUGGAUUUUUUCCUCUCCAGAUGGUCAGAACUGGGAGCAUGCAGAAUACAAUACACAGGAUCAACAGAUUAUAAUAGGAAAAUGAAAAUAAUUGCAAUGAAUAAAUCAAUGAAGAUUUCUCCGCAUGGGCUCUUUAAGGAUGAUGUUUUGCUUGAAAGCUUUGAUGAGAGAAAAAUCUUUGACAUUCUUAACAUUAAAUACGUGGAACCAGAACAGCGAGUAAACACUGUUACUUUAUUACCUGACAAAAUAAAAUAA